Molecule: messenger RNA, 693 nt
Organism: Aegilops tauschii subsp. strangulata
Lineage: Eukaryota; Viridiplantae; Streptophyta; Magnoliopsida; Poales; Poaceae
Source: RefSeq, a predicted model, not a curated record
AUGUACCCCGGUGCACCAAUCCCUCCAACGCAACCUCACUCCGCCAACCACCCGCAUCCAUGCCGCCCGAGCAGCCAUGUCUGCCCGCCCGCACCCGAGCCGCGCAAUCCGCCCAAGAUCAACACGCCUCCCACCGCCAGGGCCGCCGCCCUGCAUCCAGACCGUCCUGGAAUCAUCAAAGGAGCAAGCUUUGGCCAGUGCAAACCCCAACCAUCGCCGAAAACUGCAACGACUGUCCCGCCUCAGAGCACCGAGUCAGCAACCAACAAGCACGGCGACGGGCGGCUCGACCUCGUCGAAGCCCCCAUCCUACUGGCCUUCCCACCAGAAGCACUCUGCUUCGCCCCACCACGGCCAUUGGCACCAACUAGCGAGAGGCCACUGACGGCGCGCGUCCGUCGAAGAGGGGGAGAGAACCACCGCCACCGCAUCCAAGGAAGAACCACAAACAGCCUGCCCGUGCCGCACGCCCCAGCCGGGACGGAGACCCGGCCGGACCCCAGGACGCACACGCACCGCCACCGCCACAACCACGCCACCAGCACUGCCACCCCUAAGCACGGCAGCGCCGGCCGCCCGCGGCUCCUGCAGAACCCAGCCCUCGCCGCUGGAAGGAACCCCAGCGCCAGAUCCCGCGGGAUCCAACCGGGGCCAUCCCGCGCGAUCCGCCCGACGCAGCCACCCCAUGGAUGA